Molecule: messenger RNA, 1179 nt
Organism: Daucus carota subsp. sativus
Lineage: Eukaryota; Viridiplantae; Streptophyta; Magnoliopsida; Apiales; Apiaceae
Product: protein LEAD-SENSITIVE 1
Exons: 3
Coding region: 147-938 (263 amino acids)
Source: RefSeq, a predicted model, not a curated record
CUUAGCCAGGAAGAGAAACACGUAGCAAUUAAUAGGACACGAACAGCUUUAACAAGAUUAACAUCAGAAAGCUUGCUUAAAUUAUCAUCGUCAUCCCUGGAGACACAUUGACCAAGACAAACAAAUAAACUCUGGAACACACUGAAAUGGGAUUGCUCUCAAACAGAAUCGACAGGGACAGCCUUAAACCAGGCGAUCACAUCUACUCAUGGCGUUCUGCUUAUAUUUAUGCCCAUCACGGCAUCUUUGUUGGGAAAGAUAAAGUUAUUCAUUUCACAAGACAUGGUCAAGAAGUGGGCACUGGAACUGUAUUAGACCUCCUUUUGGCAAGUUCAGGACCACCCCGCUCUAACGUUCCCUGUGAUUCCUGUACCCCGCCACAAGAAGGCCAUGGUGUUGUCUCUUCAUGUCUAGAUUGUUUUCUUAGAGGAGGCAUCUUAUACCGCUUUGAGUAUGCAGUAAGCCCUGCUCUCUUUCUUGCAAAAGCACGUGGUGGGACUUGUACUCUUGCUGUCUCUGAUGAAGCAGAAGCUGUAGUGGAUCGGGCGAACUGCUUGCUUAGCAAUGGCUUUGGGUGCUACAACUUAUUCAAGAACAACUGUGAAGACUUUGCUAUAUAUUGCAAGACUGGGUUGCUUAUUCUGAACCAGAGCACAAUGGGACAGAGCGGGCAAGCAGUAUCCAUAAUCGGGGGACCCCUUGCAGCAGUUAUAGCAACACCGCUGACCCUUGUCACUACAAACGUGUAUGGAAUGGCUGCCACUGCAAUAGGAGUGUACUGUGUCAGCCGAUAUGCUGCUGAUAUAGGAAUGAGGAAUGACGUGGUGAAGGUUUCAGCCAAGGAUCUGACUGAAAGACUAGCUAUAGGUGCACUCCAGGUUAUUGAACCAAGUCUCUUAGCUUUGCCUUCUCCAGUUACGUUUCUCUUGCCUGGCUAAGAUUUAUAAGACAUGACUUAUUAAUGUUAUGUAUGGUUGUGUUAUGUGAGUCUAGUUUUAAUGAUAAUGAAACAGAGCUUGUAUUUUAUUUUUCAAACUCCGACAGAAGAGAGUCGGUGUGAGAGGCAUUAGCUUCUGCACAAUGCUCAAUGUUGGUGUGUUUUCAUGCCAAGCAUUGUUAUUUGUAUCUCUGUCUUGAAUGCUCAAUGUUAUAAUUUGUUCUAGGUUUUAUAGAGUUAAA